Molecule: messenger RNA, 725 nt
Organism: Penaeus indicus
Lineage: Eukaryota; Metazoa; Arthropoda; Malacostraca; Decapoda; Penaeidae
Gene: mRpL48
Product: large ribosomal subunit protein mL48-like
Exons: 6
Coding region: 12-629 (205 amino acids)
Cellular component (GO): mitochondrial ribosome
Source: RefSeq, a predicted model, not a curated record
AUCUCAGACAAAUGUCAAGAAACUGUGUCGGAUCCGUAAACAAAAGUGCAAGAUUGAGGCCGAAAAAUUUCCUCGUCUUUUGCUGUGAAAUGUUUUCCUUUAUUAAAACCGCCGCAAGAUGCCUGCCUGUGGCCCACCGUAGCCUCUCUACAACAGCAAGCAGAUGUAAAGUAUCAUUCGAGCCGCCAUAUUUAGAUGCUGGUGGUCCCGAUGUCCCAGAGUUCCCCUUGUUGAAUGUACAGAUGGAGGGCUAUGACUUCACUGUUCUCGAGCAUUAUGGGAAGUGGGUUCACAGAACGGCGCUCAACAUGGGUAUCGAAGUAGAAGAUAGCUGGGCAACCCCAUGCAAGAAAAUUCACAUCCAGACUUUCAAACCGAGGAGUGCCAAGGUAGAAUCAGAGUACGAUUUGCACGUUUACCAGAGGACCGUUCAGCUUGCCGAUGUACCUUCUUAUAUUGCACCGGUGUUAAUGGAAGUCGUUCAAGCUGGUCUUCCAGAGGGUGUGAAUUUGACUGUCCAAGAGCAUAUGCCAGAACAUACAGAGGUCCGUUACAUUCCCGAUCUGGAACUCAAAGAACUUAAGAAGCAGUUAGAUUUGCUUGGGGGUCCAUCUAAGACCAAGAAGUAAACAUUAGACCAAUUUCUAUAAAUGUUUGUAUAGUUGUGAAAUGGUAAAUAAUUUGUUUGUACAUACAUUUCUUGUUUAAGUAAAUAUUUGACUUUU